Neogale vison (American mink) is the source of this 2508-nucleotide messenger RNA. RefSeq names its product carbohydrate sulfotransferase 6. Lineage: Eukaryota; Metazoa; Chordata; Mammalia; Carnivora; Mustelidae. Gene Ontology annotation, cellular component: Golgi membrane. The transcript has 4 exons. The coding region runs from base 685 to 1866 and encodes 393 amino acids. Gene Ontology annotation, molecular function: N-acetylglucosamine 6-O-sulfotransferase activity. The record is from RefSeq and is a predicted model, not a curated record. Gene Ontology annotation, biological process: keratan sulfate proteoglycan biosynthetic process; N-acetylglucosamine metabolic process; carbohydrate metabolic process.
GGGCGCACGGGCAGCGCAGGGCUCCGGCGCGGGGGGCGGCGCCCGUCCCGGGGUGGGGGGGGCCUCCGGAGCAGUGGUGCCCGAGUCUGCGUCUGGCCGUGGCCGCACGACUGCGCCCCCCACACUUCCAUCCCGUUCUUAAGACGCCUCUCCUUCUCCAGGACACUCCCGCCCUGUGUCCAGGUUCCCUCCGCCUUAGGUCUCCAGGUGCCUCCACUCUCUCGGUGUCUGCGGAUCCGCGCCGGUGCCUCUCGGAGCCUUCCCCCCGGUGUCACUGGGGGGCCCCUUCCUAGCCUUGAGAGCCUACGGACUCGCCCAGGGAAGACACGGCCGGUGGCGAACUGGAACUUGGAAGAGGAGACGUCAGGGAGCCUCUGCGGAGCCUCGGGAGUGGGGCGCCCGCCUCCCCCGCCGCGCCAGCCCGGGCAGGGGCGCCAGCUUUGGGGCCCUGAAAAAUCUGCAGGCAUCGUCCAUGGAUUGUGAUUGAGGCGGGCGGCUCUCCCAGCAGCCCUGAGCUACAUAGGUAAACUGAGUUACAGACAGAUGAAGUGUGUGGUCCGGGAUCACAGGCUAGAAAGUGGCUGAGCCUGGUGAGGGAGUCCAAUCAUCCAUCAAGCUGUGGAGCUAAACCUAAAAUUGUCUCUCUAAAAAGAAUUCUGAAGCAAAAGGCCCCCAGCCAGAGGCAUGUGGCUGCCGCGCGUCUCCAGCACGGCGGUGACCGUGCUCCUGUUGGCGCAGACCUGCAUCCUGCUUUUCCUGGUCUCCUGGCCCAGGCCGCCGUCCCCAGCCGGCGGCAAAGAGCGGGUGCACGUGCUGGUGCUGUCCUCGUGGCGCUCGGGCUCGUCCUUCGUGGGCCAGCUCUUCAGCCAGCACCCCGACGUCUUCUACCUGAUGGAGCCCGGGUGGCACGUGUGGACCACCCUGUCCCAGGGGAGCGCGCCGGCGCUGCACAUGGCUGUGCGCGACGUGGUGCGCUCCGUCUUCCUGUGCGACAUGGACGUGUUCGACGCCUACCUGCCGUGGCGCCGCAACCUGUCGGACCUCUUCCAGUACGCCGUGAGCCGCGCGCUGUGCUCGCCCCCCGCCUGCAACGCCUUCCCGCGCGGCGCCAUCAGCAGCGAGGCGGUGUGCAAGCCGCUGUGCGCGCGGCAGCCCUUUAGCCGGGCCCAGGAGGCCUGCCGCGCCUACAGCCACGUGGUGCUCAAGGAGGUGCGCUUCUUCAACCUGCAGGUGCUCUACCAGCUGCUCAACGACCCGGCGCUCAACCUGCGCAUCGUGCACCUGGUGCGCGACCCGCGGGCCGUGCUGCGCUCGCGCGAGCAGACCGCCAAGGCGCUGGCGCGUGACAACGGCAUCGUCCUGGGCACCAAUGGCACAUGGGUGGAGGCCGACCCCGGCCUGCGCGUGGUGCGCGAGGUGUGCCGCAGCCACGUGCGCAUCGCCGAGGCCGCCACUCAGAAGCCGCCGCCCUUCCUGCGAGGCCGCUACCGCCUGGUGCGUUUCGAGGACCUGGCGCGGGCGCCGCUGCCCGAGAUCCGCGCGCUCUACGCGUUCGCGGGCCUGAGCCUCACGCCGCAGCUGCAGGCCUGGAUCCACAACAUCACGCAUGGGUCCGGGCCCGGCGCGCGCCGCGAGGCCUUCAAGACCUCGUCCAGGGACGCGGUCAAUGUGUCCCAGGCCUGGCGCCACGCGCUGCCCUUCGCCAAGAUCCGCCGCGUGCAGGAGCUGUGCGCCGGCGCGCUGCAGCUGCUGGGCUACCGGCCUGUCUCCUCCGAGAGCGAGCAGCGCGACCUCGGCCUGGACCUGGUGCUGCCGCGCGGCCCUAGCAGCUUCAGCUGGGCGUCCUCCACGGACACACACCCCUAACCUUAGCAGACGCCCCCAGUUGCAGCGCUGGGGAGGGAGCUGGGCACGCGGGGCGCACGCCGCUUGUUGGAGGGGCCAGGAGCUUGAGUCCUCGGUAGUAUGAAUGGACUGGGUCCCCAGAGCUCGUGUUUCUUCUUGCUUCUGAAUUUUUUGAGUCUUCCUCAGCAGCUGGGUUCCCAUCGGGCGCACACUUCAUGGAAAACUGUGUCUGCCCCUUCCUCUGCGUGCAGGGAAUAAGCGCAGAUGACCUGGCUGCUCCUCCGUCGCUUUCUUCCUAAGUUUCUUUUCCUAUUGGAGGCGUCAUCCAGCAACGGAGAAGGGGUUCCCAGCCCUUCCUGGGAGUAGAGAGAGGCACUGUGGUGAGCUGGCCCUCAUUCCUGACUUUGUUCCCCCGUGUCCCACCACCACACUCAAUCAGAGCUGUUGGCGUUUAUAUUCACUUGGUACUUUCAGAAAGAAAUCAGACAAGAUGCUUCUUACCUCGUGGUCUCCCCGUAGCCUCUCUCUGCCCCAUCUCCUGGGAGCCCACAUGCCCCCAUUGCCUUCCCAGUUAACCUGGGGUGAACGUUUGAUUUGUCCUGACAGUAAUGGUCCUACCCACAGAAAUAGACAUCAUAAUUAAACUUGUGAUGCUAGACUUCA